Cyprinodon variegatus (sheepshead minnow) is the source of this 2565-nucleotide messenger RNA. RefSeq names its product extracellular calcium-sensing receptor-like. NCBI's taxonomy places the organism in Eukaryota, Metazoa, Chordata, Actinopteri, Cyprinodontiformes, Cyprinodontidae. Gene Ontology annotation, cellular component: membrane. Gene Ontology annotation, biological process: G protein-coupled receptor signaling pathway. Bases 10 to 2565 code for a protein of 851 amino acids. The transcript has 8 exons. The record is from RefSeq and is a predicted model, not a curated record. Gene Ontology annotation, molecular function: G protein-coupled receptor activity.
CUAGAUAAUAUGAAGCAAAUCAUUCACCAUACAAACGCUCUGUCUGCUACUGGUGGCAGUGUCAAAUCCUCAUCAGUGCAAUGUACCCUGCAGGGUACUCCUCUUUUGCCUGCAUUCUCAAUGGAUGGAGAUUUUGUAAUUGGAGGUGCUUUCUUCAUUCACUACAAAAUGCAAACUUUAUUUCAUAACUACACCACUGAGCCUGAGCUUCCAAGAUGCAUAGGAAGCUUUGAUGCCAGGGAGUUGCGCUUCUCCCGCACAAUGAUUUUUGCAAUAAAGGAGAUAAAUAACAGCACAGAAUUGCUGCCAGGUAUCAGACUUGGUUAUCAGAUCUAUGACACCUGUGGUGCUGUUCCCAUUGCUGUGCAUGUUGCCUUUCAAUUAUUAAAUGGUCAGGACCCUCUGUUUUAUAAAGACAGCAACUGCUCACAGUCUGGUAUGGUGAUGGCUGCUGUUGGAGACUCAGGAUCUACUCCAACCAUCAGCAUCUCACGACUUAUGGGCUCCUUUAACAUUCCUCUGGUCAGCCAUUUUGCCACUUGUGCCUGCCUAUCUGAUAAAAAAGAAUAUCCAACUUUUUUCAGAACAAUUCCUAGUGAUGAUUUCCAAGCCGAUGCCCUGGCCAAGCUCGUGAAAUAUUUUGGUUGGACAUGGAUAGGUGCUGUUCACUCAGACUCUGACUAUGGAAAUAAUGGCAUGGCGUCCUUCCUUAAGACAGCAAACAGAGAGGGUAUCUGUGUGGAGUAUAUUGAAUCAUUUUAUCGGACUGACACACCAAGCAAGAUCAAAAAAGUUGCUGAUGUUAUCCGCAGGUCAUCAGCUGUAGUUGUUGUGGCAUUUGCAGCUGAUGGUGAUAUGAAGUUUCUUUUGGAAGAGCUGGCUCGAGAUCCUCCUCCACCUCGUCAGUGGAUUGGAAGUGAAUCCUGGGUAACUGACCAACUCUCAAUGAGCUUCAGUUUCUGUGCAGGGACCAUCGGAGUUGCCAUUCAGCAAUCUGUCAUCCCAGGUCUGAGAGAAUUCCUCCUGGAUCUCUCUCCAUCUGAAGUGGCUGCCUCCUCAGUUCUGACUGAAUUCUGGGAGGAGGUGUUCAACUGCAGCCUAAGAAAGAGCAGAGACACUUAUCUCUACAGAAGAGAAUGUAAUGGAACUGAAGAUAUCAGAACAGUUGAAAGCUUGUACACCGACACAUCUCAGUUGAGAAUUUCCAACAUGGUUUACAAGGCUGUUUAUGCUAUAGCACAUGCUAUUCACAAUGCUGCAUGUCAGAAUACAAAUGGCUUGACAAAGUGUAACAAAAACAUGAAUUUUGAUCCUAAGAAGAUUGUUGCUGAGUUAAAGAAAGUAAAGUUUAUUCAAAAUGGUUACAACGUUUCAUUUAAAGCAAAUGGAGACCCUGUGGCUUUUUAUGAGCUUGUAAACUGGCAAAAGAGUGAUAGUGGAGAAAUUGAACUGGUAACAGUUGGGUACUAUGAUGCUUCUCUCCCAGUAGGCCAGGAGUUUAGAAUCUUUAGGAACUUAACCUGGCUGGAUGGUGGCACCCAGGUGCCAGUGUCAGUGUGCUCUCAAAGUUGUCCUCCUGGAACUCGAAAGGUGUUGCAGAAAGGACAGCCCAUCUGCUGCUAUGAUUGUACACCAUGUCCUGAAGGAGAGAUCAGUAAUCAGACAGAUUCUCCUGAUUGCUUCCACUGUCCCAAAGAGUUCUGGCCGAAUGCAAAAAAAGAUGUUUGUAUCCCCAAACCUGUAGAGUUUCUUUCCUUCAAUGAAGUUCUUUCAGUCAUCCUGGUGGCAUUCUCUAUUAGUGGGGCCUGUCUGACCACGAUUACAGGAAUAAUUUUCUUUAAGCACAGGAUGACUCCGAUUGUCAGAGCAAACAACUCUGAGCUGAGUUUCCUGCUGCUCUUCUCUCUGGCUCUAUGCUUUUUAUGUUCAUUAACUUUUAUUGGAGCACCUUCUGAGUGGUCAUGCAUGCUGCGACACACAGCAUUUGGCAUCACCUUUGUUCUCUGUAUCUCCUGUGUCCUAGGGAAAACUAUAGUAGUUUUAAUGGCUUUUAAAGCAACACUUCCAGGAAGUAAUGCUAUGAAAUGGUUUGGUCCCCCACAACAAAGAAUAACAGUAGUGUCAUUUACAUUUAUUCAAGUUUUGAUAUGCACUGUGUGGUUAGUUCUGAGUCCUCCUUUCCCAGUGAAAAAUCUAUCCACCUACAAGGAGAAGAUAAUCCUGGAAUGUGCAUUAGGCUCUGUUGUUGGUUUCUGGGCUGUGCUUGGCUACAUCGGCCUACUUGCUCUGUUUUGCUUUGUUUUAGCUAUUCUAGCUCGGAAACUACCUGACAAUUUUAAUGAAGCCAAACUGAUCACCUUCAGUAUGUUAAUAUUCUGUGCUGUCUGGAUCACCUUCAUCCCUGCAUAUGUCAGCUCUCCUGGAAAAUUUACUGUUGCUGUAGAGAUAUUUGCCAUUUUGGCCUCCAGCUUUGGACUGGUACUUUGUAUAUUUGCUCCAAAGUGUUUCAUAAUUUUGUUUCAACCAGAGAAGAACACUAAGAAAUAUUUAAUGAACAAAAAUUGA